Messenger RNA from Pogoniulus pusillus (Red-fronted tinkerbird), 2245 nucleotides. It is a transcript of the gene CENPN, whose product is annotated as centromere protein N. The record is from RefSeq and is a predicted model, not a curated record. The transcript has 11 exons. Bases 101 to 1141 code for a protein of 346 amino acids. Gene Ontology annotation, biological process: chromosome segregation; CENP-A containing chromatin assembly. Lineage: Eukaryota; Metazoa; Chordata; Aves; Piciformes; Lybiidae. Gene Ontology annotation, cellular component: nucleoplasm.
CAUCGGGCCGGACACGGAGUGACGGCCCUGGGCGAGGACCAACGUACCCAUCUUACGCCAGGAGCUCACACCAGGACUCCGCCUGCCAGGUGGCUUCGUUAUGGAUGAAACUGUUGCUGAGUACAUCCGAAGAACUGUACUGAAAAUCCCCCGAGGUGAAAUCAAGUCAAUGCUACAGAAAUGGGGCUUCCUCUCUGAGGCACAGCUGCAAACCAUAAACUUCCACCAAGUGAAGGACAACGUUUCUCAAGAAGUUGUUCACCUCUGUGAGGAAAACUCUGCAGACAUAAAGCAAGCAGCUGUCCUAGACAUCAUUUACAACCACAUCUACUCGAACAAAAGAAUGUGGAGUGUUUACCAGAUGCAGAAAACAGGGGAAGAACCAGAAAUUUUUGAUUUGCACAGUUUCAAAAAGAAAUUUAAAAGACGACUUCUGUCAGCCUUGGAGAACGUCACCAUCAAUUUCAGAGAAUAUGAGGAUAAUGCAAUCUGGAUUAGGGUUGCCUGGGGAACACCAUAUACAAAACCAAACCAGUACAAGCCCAGCUAUGUUGUAUACCAUUCCCAGACUCCCUAUGUCUUCAUUUCUACUUCAAUGUUUAAGAGCAACUUGCCUCUGCUGUGUCAGGCCCUGGUUGUUGCUUCCAGCUACCGUGACAUCCGGGAAAUGGAGCUUCGAAGUCAUUCUUUAAACUCCCUUAAAGAUAUUGUGUUUAAGAGAUAUAGUCAGCACUUCCAAACUCAUUGCCCAAGACCUAUACAAGACAGAAGUGGGGUACUAGAAAGUGCAGAUUUAAGGAUAAUUCAGGAAAACAAAAGUGAGAAAGAAAGAAUACAGAGAGUGACUCGGGAGAUUUUUGGUGAUGGUCCCCAACCACAACUUGAAUUCGCACAAUAUAAGCUUGAGACAAUGUUCAAAAGCGAUCCUACAAUGGAAGUGUUGGAUAAAAAAGAACCAUUCAGAUGUCUGGUCAAGUUUUCAAGUCCGCAUCUUUUAGAAUCACUGAGAUCCUUGGCACUAGCAGGUAUGGCUGAUGCACCACUUUCACCGCUGCUUACAUGUAUAACAGAAAAAGCUAGGAAUAAUUUCAAAAUUAAAGAGAAAAAAAGUUCCUUCCCAGAAGGCUUUGUAAGCCCUUAAUUUAAAACUGAUUCACAGAAAUAUACCACUCAUUUAUUAAUGGCACUAAUAUAAGCCAUUGGAGACUCUAAACCAGUAUUUUUUAAAAGUAACUUAUUCUUUGGUAAUACUUUGAAAGUGUUUUCCAAAUAGUGGCUGUUCUGAUUAUUUUCUCCAUAUGGCUUUAACAGAAGGGUUAGCCCUUCCCUUAAAUAAUAAAAUCCUAUUAUUUGUGAGCUUAAGCAAAGGUUGUGGUUAUUUUGCAUUUAAAUAUGAUGACUGCUUUUAACUGCAUUCUUAACAAUACUUGUGAAGCUAAAGCUUAAUAAAGCAACACUAAGACAGCUGUAGCUGUGCAGUUCCUACCAUAACUGUAGAUGGCCAAGAUAUUGGAGGUGGCUGUCUUAUUUGGCUCCAGUUCAGCAGCACAACAGAUUAGGUGUCCUGCUUUGAACAUGUGAAUAGUCCUGUUCAAGUAAGUGGGGCUAUAGGUUUGCAGGUCAGGCAUGUUUUUUGCUUAGUAAAUGAAGGCCAUUACAGGGCAUGAGGAAGAAGGGACUCUUGGAAUAUAGAUGUCAAUAAGAGAUUUCCUUUCAACUUCAAUGGUUAUUAGUUCAGAUCCAGAGGUUUUAUUCACUGACAUCAACAGCCAAUAAGAAGUGAAAACCUAUCUAUUGGUAUUAAUGGUCUGUAAAAUUCUGUCUUGGAGUAAAUACAAUGAAGAUUUGAUCCUUUUGCAAUCCUUGCUACCACUGUUUUUGUACUUGGUGCCAUAAAGAUUGGAGAAUCAAGAUAGCAACAGCAGCUUUACACUGGAGUUCUUUAGAAUUGGUAAACUGUAGUUGUUGAUGAUAAUUUUCUGUAAUUUGCUGCAUCAUGUUGAAGUUGAAAUUCAAUCUGAAGAUUGAGUCCUAGUGUGCAGGUGCUUUAUUAAUUCUAUGACCUGAAAUCUUUGUGCAUGUGCUUCAAAUUCCAUGUGCUACAUGCAAUUUCUGAUUCACUUUGGCUCUGCACAUUGAUAUAUCUAGUCUUCGUAACCAUGCAGUGUUGAUGUUUUGAGAGGUAUGGCAAUGGUUUUGUUUUACAAACUGUAAAUAAAUGUGUAAAUUACAUCUUCUCAUAGAA